AUGUAUCAUUGUAAGGUAGUGGUGUUGCUUGUCUUAUUCGGGGUUACUGUAUACGGUGCAUGUUGCAACAAACAGUGUUGUUGUCCAUCGUGUAAUGGCCGAUGUAAUGAGCCGACUCCACCAACGAUCAUGUAAGUAGUAAACUUAUGAUUAUAUUUCAAAGUAAUUAUAUUAUGGCUACUGUAACACAAUAUUGGAGUAGAAAAAAGUAAUUUUACAACCUACCUUUGGUCAAAAAAUCUAAGAUUACUGUAAUUCUGAAGACGAUUUGAUCAAAAAUAUGUCUUAUGAACCUAACUUUCCCAUUACUUUCAGACCCUGCCAAUGUGAUGCCCCAAUCUGUACCAAAGCCAUAGUCCAGAUUCCGAUUCAAUUUAGAAUCCGCCCAGACACCAUCUAUGGAGCUCCUAUACCUAUACCAGGCGGAUUCUCACCAUACAAGAUACCACAAUACCCACAGCCACCUAUUCCAAUCCCAGACCAAUAUGCGGCACCACUUUUUCCUAUACCUAUUCCUGGUCCUAAUAGUACGCCAGCGCCUCCAAUUUGGCCUCCUUCUGAUCCUACUGGCUCUCCAUAUGUUCCACCUUAUCCUAUACCAGAUCCGACUUACAAACCGCCUACCUAUCCAUCUCCACCACCAUACAACCCUACCUUACCGUAUUACAAUCCAACGGCUCCACCGUAUCCUCCAUAUGAUCCUACAGCCCCACCAUACCCUCCAUAUGACCCAACUGCACCAUAUCUACCAUAUAACCCUACAGCUCCACCAUACUCCCCAUACAACCCUUCACCACCGGACACUCCAACUCUACCACCACUACCACCUAUACCUACCCUACCCACAGAGAUUCCUCCAGUUUACCCCACUCCUCAACCGUACGUCGACAGUACGCCCUACCCGAUCUACCCUCCAAAUGGCUCGUAUCCUAUACCUAUGCAAAACUCAUCGUAUGUCGUACCACCAUAUCCUGUUUAUCCACCAGCACCUGUCCUGAUUCCUUCUUGUGGAUGCUGCGACCAGGUGGGUUAAUAUCCGUUUUUCUCGUUGUAACUUAUUACUUUGUAAAUAAAAGUGAUUUUAAACUAAGGUAUGAACAUGAACAUUUAGUUUGACUAAAAAUUAAAUAUUAAAAUUAAAUUUGUAAUAUAUAAAUUUAGAUUUAAAAACAGAAAAAGCGAUUUGUUUCCAAGCGGAAUCGAACUUUUUUGGAUUUUCAAAGUUUUGAUUCACCAUAACUUUGUUAUGACAAAAGAUAAAACCAUGAAAUUUACAAUUUACAUACAUCUUUUCAUGCUGUAUUAAAAAUCUAAAACAUAUGUUACAAAAAUUUUAUAUUACGGGUUAAACUUAAAAAAUAUCUUAUUAUAGAGAUGCACAUGUGAUAAUAACUGUGACUGUUGCCCAAAAUGUGACGAUUGUGACAAUAUAUGUAAGUUAUCUUCCUUUCAAAUAACUUUAAAAAUAUCAAAUACAUCUCAAAAUAUCAUGCAUAUCUUACUUAAAUUACCUUUCUUUUCAGUCACGCCAUGGGGCAUCGUGAUAAUAGUAGUCAGCAUUAUCCUCAUCCUCCUUAUCAUCGCUCUCCUGAUCUUGGCUUGUAUGUUCUGUGUCAGAAUGUGUCGCAGACGAAGAGAAACCCACCCAGAACCUCAUCGUAUUCAAAUCUCAGGUCCAUAUCCAUCAGCCACCUAUGUGCCGUCCAGUAGACGUGCUGAACAUUCAGUUGAAUAUACUGCUCAAGAAGUACAUUAAUGUUUGUAUAUUGUGUUAUUGGGGUAGAGUAUUGUGUCAUACAGAUGUUUUAAAAAUAAAUUGCAUGAAUUUAUGAAAAUUUUAGUAUUUUUUCUUUUUUAAAAUUAAAUUUAAAACUUAUUUUUAAAAUUGAUGCAUAAAUAAUGGCGCGUUUUUACAUAUGAAGGUAUUUUGUUGUAAAAUACUACAUAGGCUUGAAAAUGGCAUUUAAACAAAAAAACUCUGUGGUUCAAAAAGAAUGGCGCGAUUUAUCAAAAAUAUAUAAUUGAUGCAUAAAUAAUGGCGCGUUUUAUAUAAAAGUAUUUUGCUCUCAAAAUUGACUAUGUAGGCUUAAAAAUGGCGUUUUAGACUUUUAAAAAUGAAAUUUCAAACAAACAAUGAUUCAAAAAGAAUAGCGCGUUAUAUAAAACAUCAAGUUGAAAACUACACCUUUCCUUUAUGUUAUGCAACUGACACACAUUCCAUUGUUACAUUACUUUCUUCCUUUGAUUCUAGCGUUAUUAUGAUUCAGAAUCCGUGGCCACUGCUUUGGCCUUCAGUUCGGACAAAAGCUUCAGCAACAUGUCCUGGUUUCGUAUUCGACUCCUUUUUAUUAUUUUUACCACAACACAAUGUUAUUACCUCAACAAAAGGUCCAUAUACCAGCAGAAUCAGAAUGGGCAGGGUAAAUUCAUUGAGCCGGGUUACUCACCGUACCAGCCGGCUGUCUAUCCGAUACCGCCAGUUCAGCCGGACUAUCCGGUUCAGCCGACCAAUCCGAGUGGAGUUUAUCCAGUUGUGCCGCCGGGUAAAGUGAGUAUUAUAUUGAUUAUAGUAAUAAAAGUUAUUUUAAGUAGUAAGAUAAGCUAUAGUAAACUUUUGUUUUAAGCAGUAGUAAGGAAGAUGCCUGACUUGCUCCGCUUUGUUUGACUUGAGGCUUUUUAUAUAGAAUGAUCAUGUAAAUACAAGGUCUUUAGCAAAGUACUAAAUCGCGUUUUGCAGUAAAUCUCGAUAACAAAAAUAUCAAAACAAUUAGUUUUGAAUUUCCCGCCAAAUUGGCAUUGUGUUUCCAACUUAUGAUUUGUCCUUUUUUUGACUUUGAAUCAGAUUUCUUUGGUAUACUAAUCGAAAACUUUUAAAUGGACUUACAUUUUUUAACUUGUAAGCUUGUUGUAUCUGCAACAUCAAAAAAGAGCUUGCAACACAAUGCCAAAUUUGCCAACUUUAAUGAAUACUAUUAGAGAGAAUUGAUAUACAGAUUUUGAGCUUUCUGUAUGGGGUAGACAGUUGAAAGGGGUAAUUCUCUUGUAAGUAUAUCAAUAUAUUAAGAUUCUUUUAGGAAUGUGAACAAUGCAUCGUUUCUUGGAAUGACCUGGUCGACUGGAUGAGUAUGUUCUUGUAAAAUAUAUUUGUGUAUUUUUAUGUUAUAGAUCACAGGACUAUUUUAUAGUAAAAUAUAGUCAUCAAACACAAAAUUACUCAUAAAACAUCUAAAGUAAUUAAAUUUUGUCAAUGUAAACAUGACUAAUCAUAUGCUACUCCUUUGUGUACAUAAAACUGUUUCUUUAUGAUUUUAAUCUAAAUUUGCUCAGUCAAAACAAUUUUUUUUAAAUUAAAGACAGAACGAUGAGGUCUUGAACCAUUCCAUUUUUUCAUCAAAAUUUCAAAAAAAAUUUUUAAAUAAAAAAAUUAAAAAUUUCAGAAGACGGAGGAGCUGUUGCCAUCCUGAUUGUGCUGAUUGUAAUCGGCUUACUCCUGUGCUUGAUCUGCUGUUUGGCCUGUGGUUUGGCCGGAGCGUUUGGGGCAACUCGAGUGAACGCGCAAGAGCCGCGAGACCGGAACAGUGAGCAGACGCCACCCAAAAAGUGA
Molecule: messenger RNA, 3604 nt
Organism: Bursaphelenchus okinawaensis
Lineage: Eukaryota; Metazoa; Nematoda; Chromadorea; Rhabditida; Aphelenchoididae
Source: the annotation of a GenBank genome assembly